UAGACGGCUGACACUACCACAACCCGACCCUGCAGAUCCCCUCUUUCGCGACCUGGCCGUGUCAACACGCACAAUCUCGACGUAGCCUAUGCCACCACCUGUACAAUUCCGACCAUGGUACUCUUCAAACGCAAGCCGGUGCGGUUCUUGCAACCACCACAGGUAGAGGACGAAGAGCAAGAUGUUUGGCAUAUUCCCCAAACGGGCGAGAUCUUUGUCAACUAUGAGGACUACCUCCACCGCAUGGACUUUUAUAACCAGCCUCGCUUCAUUUGCGAAAUCACCGGCCAUUCCGGCCAGAGUUUCUUCGAUGCUCUGAAGAGCGAGCUUACUGGUGCUCAAGAAGUCGACCAGGCUUUUCCCGAAGCCCUCAAAGGCCCCGUGUUGCGACGCGUCCAAUUUCAAACGAUAUCCCGAAUCGAUGCGCUAGUCGACACGAUUUAUGACGAGUUCCGACACGACUACUACCCGGGCGAGGCGGUCACAAUCGAGCUAGUCAGCGGCAAGCGGUGCACAGGCAUCGUACGCGACAAGUCAAGAAUGGGCAGCAAGGUGUUACCGGACGGCACAAUCACCCAGCCAUACUCGCGGUAUUUCACCAGCAUAGACGGCAAACCGGGAGAGGAGGCUGUGGUCGACGAUCUGCACAUUUACCGGGAACGAAAGGUUUUCACCAAGCAGGUACUCCGUUCCUUCAUCAAAAAGACGGUCACUCGCGAGGCCUGGACGGGCGCGCCCUGGCUUGUGAAGCACGAUGUCGCAGCCAAGUACCACAUCGACACCAGAGUCCCGCCGCAUUUGCGCUACGACAAUAAGCUUCUCGAGCGGAAACAACACCAGCUGCAGAAGAAGGGGAUGCAGCCAGCUAACGGCCAGAUCAACGGCAUGCAUGACGUGAGUGCGGUUGGCGGACCUUUCCACAACUUCGGCCCGGCCCGCCUGCCAGAAUUGAAGCCUGCGCCCAAAAGCCACAAAGCGGGCAAAGCACAUCAACACUAUCAGGCACCCGCUGGACCGCACGUUAUUGGUGGCCCAAGCCUACUGAACGACGACGACCAGUCUCCUGUACCGACAGGUUCGAACCCAUUUCAAUUUCCCGGAUCAUUCCGACAAAACAUUCCUCCGCCAGUCCCCACGCCCGUGUACCGACAGCCAACACCACCACCACCCCCGCCGUUGCCGAAAUAUCCGAUCGAAGACUUGCAGCUGGAGCCUCGUGAUGACUAUGUCCGACCAGCGCUCAAGUUCCUGUGCAGCGAUCCACCAGAAGGUGUUGUCGAUAAUGGCGAGCGCAACGACAAGAUCCUGAUGAAAUCCAUGGGACCUCUGUUGGAGACGUGGGAUACCCUGAAUGUCUAUUGCGAAAUCUUCAAGCUCGACUCAUUCACAUUCGACGAUUUCGUGCAAGGCAUGGAGAUUGCCAAGCCCGAGACGCCGUGCCAGCUGUUCGACGAGAUUCAUUGCGCGGUACUCAAGCAACUCGUGACUGCGGAGAAGGACGGCGCGGAGCUGCAGGUCGAUCUGCCCGAGCUCGAGGACGAAGAGGAUGACGAGGACGACGAAGAGGAAGAGGAGGAAGUAGAGCCCUCUCCCGAGCCGGAGCCGAAGCCGAAGCCUGCUGCGCGCGCGACUAGGAGCAGCCUAGCUAAGCAGGAAGCUGAGCGACUGCAGGCAGAGAUUGCAGCCUCCUUCGAGAAGGAGGAGACACCCGAGCCCACGAUCAAGCACCGCGCGGUAGAUGCCCUCGCCGAGUUUGACUGGGUCGAACAGCUCUCUAAGCGCAACUUCCAAGAUGGAGGGUGGGAGCUCAUUAUGGUGGGACUGCUCUAUCAGCUAUCCAAAGAUGACCGGCACGCCGAAGCCUGUGAACACCUUCUGGAGCAGCUCGUACCGGCCGAUGUGGAUCCCACGCAAGAGACUGUGCGGCAACACUAUGGCGAGCUCAACCUAAACGACAGGGUGUCUGCCCUGCAGAUGAUUUGCAUGUUGACCUCAGGGACAAAGGCGAUGCGCAAUUACAUGGAGGAGUGCGCCGAGACUAUGACUGGGUACCGCAAGGAGAGGAUAGAAUGGCAGCGGAACAAGAAGCAGGCCAUGGAGGAACUCAAGGCCCUCAACGAGGAGCACAAAGCUCUGCUUCCAGACAACCUACCCCCAUCGCCUCCUGCUGAAGAGGAAGAAUCCAAAACGAAUGGCGACGUCAGUAUGGCGGAUGCUGACACUACUCUCGACGAACCCAGCGAAGAGGGCGACAGCGAUGACGCGUCGGCAGCUCGCCGCAAGCGGAGGAGAGGUGGCGACCGCGCUGCUGAGAGGCAGCGCAAGCGCGAAGAGCUCGAGCGGAAACGCGAGGCCGAGCUGGCCGCCAAAGUGCCCAAGCAGUCGAAGCAGUUUCUCAAGGUCCUCAAGGACAUUCAGAAGAAGGAAGAAUUCAUCAAGAAAUGCGAGGAGGAAGUCGCAGUGCUUGAGAACGAUCUGCGCGAGGCGGACUGUGGCCGGACGAGAGUCCUGGGCAAGGACCGCUUCUGGAACCGGUACUACUGGUUCGAGCGCAACGGCAUGCCGUACGCCGGGCUGCCCAACAGCUCGACGGCGCACGCGGGCUAUGCGAGCGGCUGCAUCUGGGUUCAAGGGCCUGACGAUAUGGAGCGCGAGGGAUACAUCGAUUUACUCCCAGAGUACCAGGCCGAGUACAAGGCCAAGUUUAAGAUGACGGUCCCGCAGAGGAAGAAGAUGGAAGAAGGCCGGACCAGCGUCUACAAUGCCUGGCAGUGGGGUUACUUCUCGGAGCCCGAUGAGGUUGAUUCUCUGCUCAAUUGGCUUGAUCCAAGAGGCUACAACGAGCUCAAACUGCGCAAGGAGAUUUUGGCCUUCAAGGACAAAAUCGUCGACGGCAUGAAGAACCGCUUGAAAUAUCUAGGCAUCGAAAAACAAAGGGAAGAGGCAGCCGCGGCGGCAGCAGCGGCUGAAGCCGAGGCGCAAGCUGCCAAGAAGGCGCAAGAAGAGGAGGAGCAGAGGAAAGCAGAAGCAGCUGCCGCCGCCGCUGCCGCCAGGCAAAAGGAGGAGGAGGCGACGGCGACAAGGUCCAGCCGGCGCAUGGCGACACGCGGGAAGAAUCAGAACCAGCCGGCAGUGCAAGUCUCUGCGCCAGCUGCUUCCUCAACGUCGUCUGCCAAGGCCGAGCAGUCAUCGAGCAAGAAGAAGGAGGAGCCUGAGACGUUCCGAUGCCAGGACUGGACGAACACUAUGGCGAUUGAUGAGCUUGGACACAUCCACAGUGAGCCGCCAGCCGUCAAGCCCAGCCGCAAGGCGGCGAGGAAGUCGAAAGGCUAGUUCCACACUCUCGGCCCAGACGGCAGUAACACGACCUCUGCGCGGACGGAUGAUGAUGCGCUCGGGUUUUUUGGUUUUUUUUCAACUUUCUCUGUUUGAUUUUUCUGCAUUGCGCGCGUGGGCGAAUUUCCAUCUUGGCAAAGGAAAAUGGUCGGUUGGUGAAAGCGGCAUACAUCUUAGACCAGCCGGUUCUCUUUUUUUGUUCUCUUAAGAACUGUUGGACAUUGUGCAUCGGCGUCACACAUUGCGUUUGCAUCAGCACAGCACAGCACAGCACCCGACCUAUUGGGGUCUGUUUUCGAUUGGCACUUGACUUUGCGCGCGUGUGUAUAUAUAGAGCUUCUUAUUGACGAAGUAUGAGUUUUAUAGAUGACUAUAUGUUGUGAACUGGAUUCUUGGAUUGCAG
This is a messenger RNA of Microdochium trichocladiopsis, 3739 nucleotides long. RefSeq lists its product as uncharacterized. The record is from RefSeq and is a predicted model, not a curated record. NCBI's taxonomy places the organism in Eukaryota, Fungi, Ascomycota, Sordariomycetes, Xylariales, Microdochiaceae. Bases 115 to 3333 code for a protein of 1072 amino acids. The transcript has 7 exons.